AUGGGAAAGAACGGUAAAGUUCCACAAAAAGAGAAGCGUGGAAAGAACAAACGCUUCGAUAGAGUUGGCCAGCCAUCUGCACAUGAUCAUCCAGAAUUCCCAGUUCGUCUUGCCAUGUGGGACUUUGGCCAGUGCGAUCCAAAGAGAUGCUCUGGAAUUAAACUAAAGAGAUUAGGAUACGUUCGUGUUCUUAACCUCAGAGAUACAUUUCACGGUCUCGUUCUCUCACCAAUCGGAACUCAAAUUAUCAGCCCAGAAGAUAAAGAACUUGCACUUUCAUCAGGCUUGGCUGUUGUAGAUUGCUCAUGGAAACAACUCGACCAUACUGAUGUUACUCAGCUUAAAGCUAGACAUCACAGAGUCCUUCCUUAUUUAGUUGCCGCAAAUACAGUCAAUUUUGGUAAACCAUGGAGAUUAAACUGCGCAGAAGCCCUUGCAGCUUGCUUAGCCAUCUUUGGCAUGCAAGAUGCAGCCGAUGAACUCUUAAAUCAGUUCAAGUGGGGUCAUUCAUUCUUUGAACAAAACGGAGAUUACAUUGAUGCUUAUAAGACAGCAAGAUCUGCUCAAGAAAUGACAGAUAUGCAAAACUUCUUCCUUAAUGAAUUGAAAGAAGAAGCAGAACAAAUGCAAGAUGAAAAUUACGAUCCAAUCAUUGAUGGAAAUCCAAACAGAAGACCUGUUAAGCGCCAUAUUUAUAUACCAAAGGAAUAUCCAGAAGAACCAAAGUCAAAUCCAGAUGCUCCAGUUGAUCCUAAUGCGCCAGCUCAGCCAGCUCCAGAGGCACCAAAACCAGUUGUUAAUGUUCUCUCACCAAAGGAUUUGGGCUCUGAUUAUUCUGAUAACGGAUAUUGCACAGAAGAUGAAGAUGAUUAA
Trichomonas vaginalis G3 is the source of this 873-nucleotide messenger RNA. Its product is annotated as ribosome biogenesis protein family. NCBI's taxonomy places the organism in Eukaryota, Parabasalia, Trichomonadida, Trichomonadidae. Gene Ontology annotation, molecular function: rRNA small subunit aminocarboxypropyltransferase activity. Gene Ontology annotation, biological process: maturation of SSU-rRNA. The record is from RefSeq and is a predicted model, not a curated record. The coding region runs from base 1 to 873 and encodes 290 amino acids. The transcript has a single exon.